Molecule: messenger RNA, 2358 nt
Organism: Dicentrarchus labrax (European seabass)
Lineage: Eukaryota; Metazoa; Chordata; Actinopteri; Moronidae
Gene: gpr157
Product: G protein-coupled receptor 157
Exons: 4
Coding region: 237-1244 (335 amino acids)
Biological process (GO): adenylate cyclase-activating G protein-coupled receptor signaling pathway; cell surface receptor signaling pathway
Cellular component (GO): plasma membrane
Molecular function (GO): G protein-coupled receptor activity; cAMP binding
Source: RefSeq, a predicted model, not a curated record
GAGGGAGGGAGGGAAGGGUUAAAUACUGAAGAAAAGUUUGUUUGGCUCCCUGAAACGCAAUGGGCGAAGUUUACUAGCGAAGUCAAGACUGGUGUUUCAAAUGUCGCUUGGCUUUAAGGGGAAAUCACGCGGAGAGACUAUGGCAAUAGUCUAAAUGUAGACUACAACAUGAAAGACUAGUCUGCUGGUCGGUGUUUGCAAACCCUGGUUGCACUGUUUACCCUCGACACUGAGCGAUGGCUGGGGGGAAUCACACGGUUGUGUACUUGUCCGAGCAGGUGAUCGUUUUGAUUUCGUGCUCGCUGUCGUUCCUGGGCUCCACGCUGAUCAUCCUCACCUACUUUAUUUGGCCCGAUUUGAGGACGACCCCGCGGAAGCUGCUGGUCUACCUCUCGGUGUCUGACUGGAUGUCCGCCGUGUCCUACGGCUUCGGAGUCUGGAGGGUUUUCGGGACCGACUCGCUGGAGUGCGUCGUCCAAGGAGCGAUAUCCACUUUCGCCAACACCAGCUCUUUCUUCUGGACCGUGGCCAUCGCUGUUUACCUGUAUAUUUUUAUCGUGAGGUCCAGUCAAAGAGUCGCUGACAGCCUGGUGUUGUUUUUCCACAUUAUCAGCUGGGGUAUUCCUCUGGCCAUCACUGUUGCAGCCGUGUCCCUGCACAAGAUUGGCUACGAUGCGUCAGAGGUGUCGGUGGGCUGGUGCUGGGUCAGCAUCCACGCUCCUGACCGGGUGCUGUGGAUGCUGCUGACGGGAAAGAUCUGGGAGUUCUUGGCUUAUCUCACCCUCCCUGUCCUCUACAUCCUGAUCAAGAGGCACAUCCACAUAGCGCAUGCUGCCCUGUCCGAGUAUCGCCCCAUCUUGGCCAACAGGCCUCAAUCACAAUCCUUCUCCUCCAUGGCUGAUAUGAAGCUAACACUCAUUCCCAUUAUCUUCAUCGCCCUGCGCAUUUGGAGCACAGUGCGCUUCAUACUGCUGCUAGCCGACUCUCCAGCCAGACAGAACCCAGUGCUGGUCACUCUACAUGGGAUUGGCAACACCUCUCAGGGAGCAGCCAACUGCAUCAUGUUUGUAUUGUUGACUAAGCCAAUCCGCACGCGCCUCUGCACCGCGCUCUGUUGCUGCUCCAAGUGUCGAGCCGAGCAGGCGCAGCACUCGCACGACGCCGCUCACACGCUGCUGCCGGGACAGGACACAGCCACACAGAGAGGGGAAGACAACCCCAGUCGAGUCCGGACUGAUAGAUGAUACUCGUUUCUGGGGAUGUGAAACUAGACGAAGGUUGACAUGAAGGGAGAGCGGUGGCGGGCUCCACGUAAUAUUGAGCCUCAUUACAGGAAGUGCCUUCAAGAGAGGGUUGGAGAUUCAUGCACAUACGUGUCACAGGGAAAAAGUCACAUGCACUUUGGGUGAUGAGGAUGAUAUUACCUGACUGUGCUGUUGUUGCAAAUUGUAUAUGUUGCACAUAUAUGUGGAAGUUUUAUUAUAGAUGGGCUGUACAUCAAACUUUAAAGUGGUUCUUUGUGCACGUUUUCUGGUUGCAUUUUGAGCACUCUCUGAAAGAGCAGCUUUAUUUAUCCCGUACUGUGUGGAGUCACUUACAUUCUGAGGUUGUCACUGUGAAAUUAAUAUUUCUCUUUCAUCUUGUUCCACUGAGAAUUAGAGUAUUGUAUUUAUGGAGGAAAGUUACUUACCAUAAUAACAACUGUAUAGCGUUCUCACUUUAGGUGAUAAACAUACUGUAAAUGUGUAUCUUUUCAUUGUCACUGUGAAUUUUGGUGAUAACCCUCACAAAAUCUUAUCUUUCGUCUAUCAGGGUGUGUUGGCUCUGAAAAGGUUUGUCAUUUUCUUCAGAGUUCGUGUCAGUUAAAGCGGAUUCACAGAAGAAAACAUCUGUAGAAACUUCUGAUUCCGGUCCUGCACCUUAAUCUUCAUCACUGUACAUCUGUAUGCUCAGUCAUUGGUUUGCUAAAAUAUGGCUAAAUAAUUGUAACAGAGCUUCCAGGAGGGAACUAGCACCACAUAGAAACAGUGUUUUUAGUCAUAUUUUGGUGAGUCUUUGUAACAUAAUAAAUGCUGAUGCUUUGAUCCUUUAUUUUAUAUAAACCCGUCACCAUUAAAAUCCAUUGUAACUGGCAUGAACUCGAGCUGACCACAGCUGCUGCUCUGUAAGUGAGCUAACUUUCUACAGCCGUCUUUCAAGCAUGAUAUUGAUAAGAGGUUUUUUUUUAUACAUUUUGGGGUUAUCGCUUUAAUAUAUUCUGUAAUAUAACUUUAAUGUAAAAUAUUUUCCCAAUUUCUAUCAAAUAUGACUUUGGGUGUGUCCAAACGGUUUGUGUACAAUAAACCUGAUUACAUCUGA